AUGUCCCGGAUUGUGAAUUUCUGCUAUGGACUGGGUCCAGUGUUUUUGUUUGUUUGUUUCAUUUUGUUUUUUCAGGGAUUGUUGACAUUCAGAGACAUAGCUAUAGAAUUCUAUCUGGAGGAAUGGCAAUGCCUGGAUCAUGCUCAGCAGAAUUUAUAUAGAGAUGUGAUGUUAGAGAACUACAGAAACCUGGUCUUCCUGGGUAUUGCUGACUCUAAGCCAGACUUGAUCACCUGUCUGGAGCAAAAUAAAGAGUCUUGGAAUAUAAAGAGAAAUGAGAUGGUAGCCAAACAGCCAGGUAGGUGAGAGCGAAUGAAGCAGAUGACGCAGAUGAGAGGUACACAAAUCAAGGAGGCAGCCAGCCCUUAAAAUGUGGUCUGGGGAACUGUGCUUUGAUGGAAAGAGUUUCUGAGAAGCUCAAGUCACUUUUUUCUUUUGCUCUCACACAGGGACACCUUCUGCCCCAUGCUGUUAAAUUCUCCAAGGAUUCU
Messenger RNA from Chlorocebus sabaeus (green monkey), 491 nucleotides. The record is from RefSeq and is a predicted model, not a curated record. Lineage: Eukaryota; Metazoa; Chordata; Mammalia; Primates; Cercopithecidae.